This is a messenger RNA of Porites evermanni, 2789 nucleotides long. The record is from the annotation of a GenBank genome assembly. NCBI's taxonomy places the organism in Eukaryota, Metazoa, Cnidaria, Anthozoa, Scleractinia, Poritidae.
AUAUCCGGAAAAGAAAAGUGGACUGCUAGGGGUACCGGCAAGUGCCCAAAGUGCACUUUUACAUACUCAACUUUCAGGAAGCCAGAAAGAUGCACACAGUGCCAGAUUUAUCUUGGAGGAAAGUUUGUUCCUAAGAAAGGCACCUCUUCAAAUAGAAAGAGGAAGUUAAACAACCCAGAGGCAGUAUAUGUCUGUUUCUUUGCUGACAAUUUACUUUAUUCAAUUAAAGUCACCGACAGAGAUUACAGAAGUUUUUGCUUGGUGGCUGGCUCAAGUCGGGUCUGCUAUUUUAAUUCUUGUCCAAACUUACGUGCAUUAGCAGUUGCUUCUGGCCAAGAACUACUUAAUACAUUCUCCUGUCCCCAUUUGGAAAAGGUAAAGGACAACGUGCCCUCAAGGGAAGAACACCACUUAAAUUCAGAAAAGUUGGCAGAGUAUCCUGGUGGGGCUGACAUAUUAAGGAAUAUGACAGAUGUUGCUGAUUAUGCAAAACCGCUUGGUGUCGCACAAGUUAUCCGAGUAUCGGAAAGUAGUUACGUGGUUUGUGGUAUUCCUGAUACCUCUGCCACAACUGGAUUUGUCCACGUCAAGAAUCACAAUGACACACUGUUGUGUUCCGUGAAGCACUGCCGGAUUUUCAGUGGUGGAAAACAGCUAAAAACACAGCAUGUGUGCUUGCAUGUGCAUUUAUUGUCAUGUUCUCUUCGUUUGUGGAAACUCCAUUCACGAGCAAUUGCUAGUUCAACAACGCCAACCGCAGCAGUGUCCACAUGCACCUCCACUGACACAUCAAGUACCAUUCCAACAUCUUCAGUUGCAAGAACAUCUACGUUAAAACACACUCAGGCCACUCACCAUCCAUAUCAUACUCCUUUAAGUGUCAUAAGUGCUUCCCGUAAUGCAGAUAGCCGCACUCUUUGUGGUAUGGAUGGUGUAUGGCCAAAGGAGUUUACUGCUGUUGAUGUGAUCUGCCGCCUAUGUGGGUCCAGGCUUCAUCCAACAAGACGCCACCCUGGUACACAGCGAAAAGCUUUUUUAAUAACCAAUAGCAAUCCCUUUUUGCCGGUGAAUGUGAAAGCGAGAAUGUGCCAAAAUGUAGCCUGUCAAGCAAUGCACCAGCUCCAAGUUUAUGAUUUAGGUGUGCACACUGUAGUAGGUUUUGUCUUUUCUUGUGGUUGUUAAUAUGGUUAAUUCUGUUUAUGGUUCAAUUUUUGUUUGGUAUGAUACUGUUUUUUGAAACUCGCCUAGUAUGCAUAUGUUGGUGAUCUUUUACCGGAAAUCCAUCAAACAGUGUCCAUUUAACUGUCUAGGACCUAUUUUCGGUUGUUCAGCACUUCAUGUGGGUUGCUUUUUUUAAGUGCGAAUUCUGUAAAUCUCUUUGUAAAUGCGUGUAGCGUGUAGAUGUAAAAGUCUGGAAUGCAAUCCAAGUACAGUUCAACCAGUUUUCCAUUUUUGUUGUUGUUGUUGUUGCAUAUAUUAGAAGCAAAGGUUGUAAUUUUGUUUUUCUUUUUCUCCAGUAUGCAACUUUUUGCUAACUGGUGCACUACAUUUACGCUCUCAACCGAUAAUAAAAAUGUUAUUGUUUUCCCUUCUGAUUCCAAUAAUUUAUUCUUUGCGAUCAGCCCCUACCAUUUUAUAAUUCCAGAAGUUAUUUAGUAUAUCUCACUUUUCCUAAUAUCUUAUAUUUUCUAAUACAUAUCUCGUCGUCCAUUUUCCAGGUUUGUUUAAUGCAGGAGAAAAAGUUCUCAUUGCAAUUGAAAUAUUCUUGGAGUGGAGGGAAUUGUUCAAGAGAAAUGUACCACUUUCCACAACCAUAGACUGCAAGCUCAAGUCUUUGCUACUUACUGUUCCACAGGUUAGUGUUUGAUUCUUUUUUUCUCGCUAUUACGUACAUCCUCUGUCUUUUAUUUUAUACUCAGUAUUGGUGGAGGGGGGGCGGCAGGGUUAGUGCAGUGGUGAGAGCUCUCUCCUUCAACCAAUGUGGACGGGGAUUGAUUCCUGAACUCGACGGCAUAUGUGGGUUUAGUUUGUUGGUUCUGACUCUUCUCCAAGAGGUUUUUCGCUGGGUACUCCAGUUUUCCCUUCUCAACAAAAGCUAUCAUCUCAUUUGACUAGUAAUUCAUUUGAUUUAAUUUCCUUUAAUUUGCUUUGUAGUCUUCCCAUUAGUAGAGCACAUACGCUGUAAUAAACUACUACAAGACUGAAAUUAAGUUAUUAGAAUAAUGUUAAACGUAUAUCAGUUAUCAUUUUGAAAAUAAACAGUAUCAAUAUUUUGAAAUACUGUAGCUGAAAAAAGUAUUUCUGCUUAAAUGCGUACUUUCCUUAUUAAGUGGGGUGCUUUUUCUUAAAUAUAAUAUUAUGAAAUAUAAUAUGAUUAUUAUUUUAAAAAUACCUUGUUUUUCAUUAGUCCUUUAAGGGUUUCAAUUUACCUGACAUAAAACUCAUAGAUCAGUUGCGUAUAUUCUGCUUUACUGUCGGGUUGCAGGUCAAUAAACAUGUACAUGUAGAUGACAAGCAUUAGGUCAACACGUGGGGGUGUAGAUAGUUUCCAGUCUUUAUUUACAUAUGAAUAAUAUUGUUUCUGCUUUUUGCCAAAGGAUCGUGUGCCAAACCCAAACACAAUUGACUACCUGGGUGAUGUGAUGUACAACGCGUUUUACUGCUUCGAACUGUUGACAUGUCGUCACAUGGAUGAUGUUGUUUGUGGACUUUGUGGAACUAUCGGCAUCGUCUACUUUGGAGAUGGCAAUGCCAAAAAUUGCUGCAGUGUUUCUGGGGUAAGUAGAUGA